Cuculus canorus (common cuckoo) is the source of this 3210-nucleotide messenger RNA. Its product is annotated as membrane cofactor protein. NCBI's taxonomy places the organism in Eukaryota, Metazoa, Chordata, Aves, Cuculiformes, Cuculidae. Bases 76 to 1425 code for a protein of 449 amino acids. The record is from RefSeq and is a predicted model, not a curated record. The transcript is spliced from 11 exons.
UCCCCCCUCUUUACGGCGGCGCUGGGCACUGAACGAGCUUCGUCCUGCGCACGCGCCUCGGCCCCGCGCGCCGCGAUGGGGCCCCCGCGCCUUCUUCUCCUUCUGUUGCCGGCCUGGCUCGGCGGGGCCCAGGACGCAUGUUUGCCUCCGGAUCGGCUGCCAUACGCAGAGCUCGGGGAAGGCUUCAACGUAAUGAAGAGCUUUCCUGUUGGCACCACGGUGUCCUACGUCUGCCGGCCGGGGUAUAUGAGAAUCCCUGGAAAACCAUCGUCCCGUAGUUGUGGUGAAGACUUACAGUGGUCACCCAUAGAGCAGUUCUGUAACGAGAGAAAAUGUCAGCACCCAGGGGCAUUAGAGCAUGGUUUUAUUAAUGUGACAGAUCUUACGUUUGGUUCACAAGCUACUUUUUCUUGUGAAGGAGGAUUCAGAUUGCGUGGAGCUAAUAAAAUUUCCUGUGUAAUUAAGGAUAAAGGUGUUGGCUGGGAUGGAGAUCUUCCCCUCUGUGAAAGAAUCCCUUGUGAACCCCCUCCGAGCAUAGCCAACGGGCGCUACACCGAGUUGAAUAGCUAUGAUUAUGAAACGUCUGUAACCUACUCGUGCAAUGAUGUACCGAAGGGCGCAGAUUCCUACUCGCUGAUAGGCUCAGCUACGAUUUUCUGUACAUAUGAUAAAAACUCAAAUGGAGUUUGGAGUGGGCCACUGCCGCAAUGUAGAGUGGUCAAAUGCGAUGACCCAAGAGUUGAAAAUGGGAAAAAAAAAAGUGGGUUUGGCCCUUCCUAUAGCUAUCAGGACUCCAUCGUCUUUGUGUGUGAUCCAGGCUAUUUCAUGAUUGGAUCGGAGGUCAUCACCUGUGGAGAGGAUAAUGCGUGGUCUCCUGAAAAACCAACCUGUGAAAAAAUUACCAAAGAUCUGUGUGGUGCCCCAAAGAUCAUGCAUGGAGUAGUGAUUCCAGCAAAAGCUGUGUAUGAAAAAGGAGACUCUGUUAACCUGAAGUGUGAUGAUUCCUGUUAUUUUCCGGAUGGCACUGCGGAGAUGACAGUAACUUGUCAAGAACUGAACACAUGGAGUUCUCUACAAAACUGUGAAUGUGGACCUGUGAGUUCUGGAUCCACUCCAGACAUAAGUCAUGGUAGAGUAAUUGAUGGACAAAAGCCUUUGUACUCUGUCGGGGAUUUUAUUACGAUCGAAUGUUAUCCAGGCUACACAUUACACGGUGAAGCUCGUAUUCAAUAUGGUGGAGCAAAUCGGUGGAUCCCUGAAGUGCCAACUUGCCAGUUAAGUGCGUAUAUUACGACAAUCAUUUGUGUGAUUGUGGCAGUCGUGGUGUUCCUGGCAGCCUUCUGGGUCUACAAGAAGUUCUUUUCACAAAAUGGGAAACGUGACAGCACUCCAUGUACAGCCGAAUAUAAGAUCUGUAAAGCAUGAAUGGCCUUUUUAUGGGGUGGGAGGGAGUUUGCAGUCAAACAUACCUGUCAGAAAUGGACAAUGAUUGCACUUGUGUUGAAUUUUUCUAGACGGGUUUCUUCUCCUACAUCUUAUACUACUGAUUGACUCUUGAAUAAGAGAUCAUUAAUAGGGUAAAAAGAAUAUAUUUAUCUAUCUGCUUUUCCCCGUGGACCACUCAUAUUGUCUUUUCUGUGUGUGUGAAAUGAUCGUAAAGGCACAGCCCUGUGGUCUGUGUUGUUGAGAGCACUGGACGUGUCUCUGUCAUAGUCCCAGGUGCUGCCGCCUGCUGCCUUCGGCGCUGCCGCUUUCCUUACGGAAGACUAUCACAGCUUUAGUUCUGCAGCUAAGGCAGUAUAAAUGAUUGUGUUGUCUCUUGGAUUCUGAUGUGUCUUAUUUAAUUUCCUUAAGAGAUAGGUGCUGUUUGUGUCUUUUUGAAACUAUCACAGUUCAGCUCUUAUAUGCACUACCUCUUUGUUUGCCAAAGCUGGUUUCUCUUUAUCUAAUGAAUUAAAAUGUGCCUUUAAAUCAGAGUUUUAUAGCUUUUCCGUUGGCUUUAUGAAGGAAAAAAGCCACGUGUAUAUCUGGCUCUCUGAUAUAGUCCCGGAAAGACUACAGUGGGUCUGUUGGAACCGGAAAAUGAAGGUUUCUAUAGCAAAAUCUGUUGCUGAAUCUGUUGGCCUAUUGACAGCAGGUAGCUAAUAAAAGGAACUGCUGAGGAAUCGGUGGUUGCCAUCUCCUGUCAGGAGCACAGCAUACAUUCCUUAGGACAGUUGAUUCGUAUUGGGCCUUGAUGUCAGUUUGGGAGGUGACUUUGUUGCUGUUCAGGAUAGAAAGGGCGCUAUGCGGCUCUAGCUUCCUUGCUUUUUUCACUUGGAAUUCAUCCGUCCCACAUACAGCAUUUCAUAUCCCUGUAUACAGACUGCGAUGCUAAAUGCGGCUCUGCAGCGCUACAUUUAGCAUCAGAGAUCCGUUGAGAAACUGAAGCCUUUCCCUGUCUGACUUCCCUCCUCUUUGCAUACUGAAGGAAGACCAAACAAGCGGAGUUUGGGCAGGAGUGGGUGUGUGGCAGUGGUGGGAGCUGUGGUCUCUCCUUAGGUAGGUGCUUGCUUCAGGAAGUGUUUUAGUCCAGAAUGUGCCUCCAGGAACUCCCAAGAUGGAAUUUUCCAGGAAUUGAGAGUCAGAUGUGUGUUGACAUCUGUUACAUUAAAUGUAUACUUGCUGUUUCUAAUUAAAACCAAAAGCUUCGUUAAGACAGGUUUUGGCUUUGAGUCUCUGAGUUUAUCAACAUACAAGCAGCUUCUAAGAAUUGCUUUUCCCAGAACAACCAAAUCUCCUCACUUCAGGUGGCUGAGACAGCUUUUAAACUGUUCUCAUCUGUGGUAGACGGGCAGCGCGCUCUGCUGCUGGAAUCGCGUUGUCUGGUUAACAUAGAACUAGUUGGGCCCAUGUAGGAGUUUUAGGACAAUCGCAGCGGUUACAUGGUCUGAGUUCAUAACGAUUAUUAAAAAGGGUGUUUGGCUACACAAAAUGACACGCUGUCUCGAACCUCAUUUGAGAACUGUUUGUAAACACUGUGGUGAUGGGUGUGCUGGUCACUGGCUGGCGUGAUUCUGCAUAGUGUCGUCAAUGUUCUGCAUUAUGCUGAAAUGCACUUAAUGCUAAACUGAAAUAUCUGUAAAAAAUUGCCUUUUUUUACACAUUUGUGCAUGUAAAGACUAGCGAUGGUUUGUAAUACUACAAAUAAAAAUGUUAAAUUAUUUGGCA